Dioszegia hungarica is the source of this 1782-nucleotide messenger RNA. Its product is annotated as origin recognition complex subunit 4 C-terminus-domain-containing protein. Bases 1 to 1782 code for a protein of 593 amino acids. Gene Ontology annotation, biological process: DNA replication initiation; DNA replication. Lineage: Eukaryota; Fungi; Basidiomycota; Tremellomycetes; Tremellales; Bulleribasidiaceae. The transcript is spliced from 9 exons. The record is from RefSeq and is a predicted model, not a curated record. Gene Ontology annotation, cellular component: nucleus; nuclear origin of replication recognition complex. Gene Ontology annotation, molecular function: DNA replication origin binding.
AUGCGUCACUUUGACGAGGCGUUCGGAGAUCCCUUCGGCGGAGGAGAAGCGAUCUCGACCGAGGUGUUUAGGGCGAAUGAGUCGCUCAGAAAGCAGCGGGAGGCGAGGAAUUUCCGGUAUGAGGGGGAUGCGGACGCGCCGAAGUUGACUAGAAGCGGGAAGAUCGUUAGGCGGAGAGAGAUGGAGGUGGAUACGGAGGAAGGGGAACGGGAUGGGGCCGGGGCCGAGGCGGAUGCCUAUGGUGCUGGGAAUGGAGAGGGGGAGGACGAUGACAUGCUCGGCAUGGAACGACAGGAGGAACGGCCCGACAUCGACAUGGAUGUCGAUAUUUCUGCUCCAGCAGUCGACAGCCCUUCCGCGCUCAAACCACUCCUCCCCGCUGCUCGGCAACAUAUCCUCCGUAUCCUCUCGACUCUCACGGGGAACGGCAUCGCCCGAGAUCCACCUCCGUUCGCUGACGAAGAUACAAACGAGGCGCUGCAAGGGCUGGCGAAUCUCCUCAAGGGAACAGUAGAGCGCGGAGAGGGAAAUUCUGCGAUGCUCGUUGGGCCGAGAGGGACUGGGAAGACCAGGACAAUGGUGCGUGCUCUUCAGCUUCUUCCCUCGACUUCUACCUCGGCACCUAUCAUUGUCCGCCUCUCGGGGCAUGCGCAGACGAACGACCGGCUCGCGAUCCGGGAGAUGGGGAAACAGAUCGCUGAGGCCGAGGGCGAGAAGGCGGGCGGGGAUGAGGUGGAGGAGGAAGAAGCAGAAGGAGAGGAUCAGGAAUACGCGCCUACCACUCUGCCGUCGCAUCUGCUCGCACUGCUUACUGUGCCUUCACCCCGAGCGAUUAUCAUCGUGAUGGAGGAGUUUGAUCUUUUCACUGAGCAUGCUCGUCAGGCUCUACUGUACUGCCUACUCGACGUCGUGCAAAGCGUAAAGACGGGCCCAGUCGAGUCUACCGGCCGAGGAGUGGCCGUCAUAGGUCUCACCUCCCGGAUAGACACCCUGCUUCUUCUCGAAAAACGCGUCAAAUCCCGCUUUUCCCAUCGAGUCUGGCGCGUCAACUCGCCGCUCGCUCCAGGCGGACCAGGCUGGAAGGUCCUCCUCAAGUCCACCCUGUGCCCUAGUAUCGUGCCACCCCAAGCUUCUACUCCAGCCAAGAAGAAUGGGCGGGUCAAGCCGGUAGAAACGGAAGAGGAGCGCUGGUUUAGGGAUUGGAGGGAUCUAGUCGACAUCAUGCUCGACGACGAAGACAUGGCGCGAUACCUUGACCGCUUGACGGGGCUGACGACAGACGUUCGGAAUCUGUAUCGGCCAUUCAUCAUCCCACUCGUCCAAUACGCAGCCUCCCUCAAUACCAUCGGCGUCCGCACACUCACCGCCUCCGUCCUCUCCCAGAUCGAGCUCGCCGGCUGGGGUCUGGCGCAUACCAAGCUCAAAGGGCUUGCGCAGCCCGAACAGGCCAUACUGGUCAUUUCGAAGCAUCUCGCCUAUGCGGGCAGGGAAGAGUUCAACUUUGCGCAGGUCGAGGAGGAGUAUCUGAGGUUUGCGAGGACGAGGCUGGUGGGUAGUGGGAAGGUCCGGUGGCCUAUUGGGGUGUUGAGAGUGGCGUUCGAUGAUCUUUUACAUCUGGGUCUGCUUGUACCGACUGGCCACUCGUCGCUUAGCGCGCAGUUCGCGAAGGUACGGUGUACGCUUACGCCGCAUGAAAUUGUCGCUUGGUUCAAGGGCGAAGGGGCGAAUCUGCUAUCUACGGAGCUGGCCAACUGGGGCCGGAUGAUGGGUGGACAUGCAUGA